UGAGAAAACUGCAAUAUGUUACCAUUCAUAUUGACAAUAAGUCACAGAAAAUGUUAGGUUAAUAAAAUCAUUGAGUAACCAAAUGUUGAACUUGCGAACAUGAUAAAUUGGAAAAUAUUUACGUUUCUGGUGUAUUUUUUCUGCUUUCCAGCUUUGCACGAUACAGGCAUGUCAUUUUUCACAGUUGGACCCAUCAAAGAUGUUAUUCAAAAAGGGAGGCAACUUUUUUUGGAUCAAGGUGCUCAAAAUAUAGUAAAAUCUGGUACAGUUCCUUACAACAGUAGUUUGGCAGUCAGUUAUGGGAAGUUAGACAAAGAAAACUUCAUAAUGAUGGGUCAUUAUGUACAGGUGAUGAUGGUUACAUGCAAGAAUAUUCUUCAGGGCUACAGCGAAGAAAAUCCAAUUCAUAUAAAAGAUUUCAUUUACCAAAUGAAACAUUCGGGGCUUCUCCAAGUCGCUAACAGAACUGAAAUACAACAAAUAAGCAUUGAUUUUAUAAGUGCUGACAAAAUGGCUGAAAGACUACAAAACAGAUAUCAGCAGGAUUUAGUGAAAAAAGAAGACAUAUUACAACAUUUUGGACUGGAAUUACAAGAUUUUGCCAAUAUUGUUUCUACUGCAGAUGCCGAUGAAAUUUUAACUAACCAGACUGUACUUGACAUCAACUUGUUAGUACUUCCUGGGGACUUCGAUGAUAGUUUGAAGGUACACCACCUGGAAUUUAAAAUUUCUAGAGAAUCAUAUCAAGCCCCAGGAUUUGAAACGAACCAAAAUUUCGUCAAUGGUACAUUUUACAGCAUUGAGUUUGAACCGAAUGAAGAGGCAAUCAAUGAACAGAAUCCGGAAUCGUAUCAAGUGGCCGUAGUUAACAUGUUAAAACGUAUGCCUUCCAAAGAUGAACUAUAAACAUUUUAUAGAAUAUUUUUAUUAUUCUUCUCAUUAAUAUUAUUAUUGUUGUUGUUGCUAUAGUUGUCUUUGAUUUAACAAUGUGUCUAUGUAUCAACUUUUCUUUCGAUCUAUGUAUCUACUGUCUCUCCCUCUCUUUCUCUCUCACUUCCUCUGUGUUACUCCUCUCACCGCUUCUGUCUAUUAUAUAUCCUCGAGUUCACUCCAAAAGUGACACCGAGGAUAUGGUAGAAGAUACUCGUCCAAGAUAUAAUGCUUUAAGAUCGAACUCGGAACCAUGUAGUUACAAAACAAACUUCCUUACCAUACGGCCGCGGCAACGCCCAACAAAAUAUUUUAAAUUAUAUAUUCGAAUUAUUGUAAUCACAUUCAUGAAAUGCUGUAAUAUUUUUCUUUUAAAUAAAACGUAUAGACAUUAGAUAGUAAAAUUUAUGAGUGAUUUCAACGAUUUCUUCCAUUGUUUUGCAUGGAUUCGCCAUUUUCUAUCAUGGACAAAGCAGUCGCCAAUUUUUACGAUACGGGAUUACUACUAAAUUAUAUGCGCGCGUCUAUGGUGUGUGUAUAAAAUCCAUACAUGGUUUUAAACAUGGAAACAUUACCCAACUCAGCUGAAUAUCUAUGUAAAUUGGAUCCUGGUCAUUUAAAUAUGAACUUUUCUUCUAAUUCAAGACUUCCUUUAGCUGCAACACUACAAAAAUGUAUACAGUGAAACCUUUUUCUAUACAAAAGACUCAAACAAGAAUGUUAUCAUUUUUUUUCUCUAUAUUUCCUUUUCACUUGUACUAUAUAUGUGAAUCUUACCUUAUGAAUACGCACACUAAUAUAUCUAUGUGCUGACUAUUUUCCUAAUUUUAUUUCCAUACAUGUAAAUACAUAGAAUAAAACUCUUUUCCUCCUUA
This is a messenger RNA of Octopus bimaculoides (California two-spot octopus), 1805 nucleotides long. RefSeq lists its product as uncharacterized. The record is from RefSeq and is a predicted model, not a curated record. NCBI's taxonomy places the organism in Eukaryota, Metazoa, Mollusca, Cephalopoda, Octopoda, Octopodidae.